CUUUGACUUACUGACAACUUGAAAAGGAUAUGGCUGGUUUCUCCACAUUCAUCAUCUUUACCUCUGUCCUCUGUCAGCUCUCAGUGACAACAACUUCUGGAACUCUGAAGGAGGUGGUUGGUGCCCUUGGCGGAUCUGUGACCUUCACUCUGAAUUUCACAGAGUUUCACACUGUUGUAUGGACAUUCAAUACAUUCUCUAUUGCCAUCAUAGCUAAGGACAAUGUCAUAGUGCUCCAAAAUCAUAACAAAGAAAGAAUAAUCUUCCCAGAUGGAAGUUCCCUGAAACUCAGCCAGUUGAAGAAGAAUGACUCAGGUGUCUACCGUGCAGAGAUCCACAGGACAUCAUUUCAGUCUCCCUUCACCCAGGAGUAUAAGCUGUAUGUCUAUGAGAAUUUGUCAACACCAAAAGUCACCAUGGAUGGGCAAGCAAACAAGAAUGGCACCUGCACAACCAAACUGACAUGCUCCAUGGAAGAGGGAGGAGACAAUGUGACUUACAGCUGGAAAGCCAUAGGGCAGGGAGUCAAUGAGUUUCAUGAUGGUGCCAUCCUCCCCAUCUCUUGGAAAUCAGGAGAGAAAGACAAGACCUUGAUUUGCAUGGCCAGGAAUCCCAUCAGUCACAGUUCAUCGGCCCCUAUCCUUGCCCAGAAUCUCUGUGAAGAUUCUGCCAAUGACCUAAGGUCAUCCAACUUCAUCCUAUACAUCCUACCAGGGGCCAUUGUGUUCAGUGUCAUGCUGGUGAUGACUAUUCCCUUUGCUAUUCGGACAGAGAGAAGGAAAGGCUCCAAGGGAGACACAGAGAAAGUGGACAACCACCAGGAAAAGCCCAACUUCUGUCCCCACUUGGAAGAUAAUGCAGAAUAUGGCACAAUCUCUUACAUUAACGAAAGGAGUCUGGAAGAUGAUGCAGCAAAUACACUUUAUUCCACUGUGCAGAUCCCCAAAGCGGUAAAGAGUCCCAGCUCCUUGUCUGCAGUGCCACAUAUGUGAAGGCCAUUAAGCUUUGAAAAUAUUAUCUAGACAGCAGUAUUCUCUCUUCUCACUCCAGAGAAAUGCAAAGAAUUCACUAUUCCCAGAAAAAAUGGAAACUUCUAUCACAGAUCAAAUGCAAAUGCCUCCCCACUAAAUCCACAUAUUUGCGUACAGAUGGUGAAGGCCAGGCUUGAGAAGUUUCAGAGAAUAAUGACUUUGGGGGGGUUGUGGUAGAGACCAUUCAUAUUCCAUUUAGUGGAGAAAUUUUCAAGACAGCACAACAUCUAGGCUGUGACACAGCCAUACUCCCUGUUUUUAUUCAUAUUUAUAAUAAGGAAUCAGAGCAAAGAAA
Phodopus roborovskii (desert hamster) is the source of this 1326-nucleotide messenger RNA. RefSeq names its product SLAM family member 7 (gene Slamf7). Gene Ontology annotation, biological process: T cell activation. Lineage: Eukaryota; Metazoa; Chordata; Mammalia; Rodentia; Cricetidae. Gene Ontology annotation, cellular component: external side of plasma membrane. The record is from RefSeq and is a predicted model, not a curated record. The transcript has 7 exons. The coding region runs from base 30 to 992 and encodes 320 amino acids.